Messenger RNA from Capsella rubella, 1628 nucleotides. RefSeq lists its product as uncharacterized. The transcript has a single exon. Lineage: Eukaryota; Viridiplantae; Streptophyta; Magnoliopsida; Brassicales; Brassicaceae. The coding region runs from base 16 to 1563 and encodes 515 amino acids. Gene Ontology annotation, molecular function: glycosyltransferase activity. The record is from RefSeq and is a predicted model, not a curated record.
GAUGAUUUGCUUUUUAUGCAUCCUUUAGUUGAACAGACGGAACCAACACCACAACACAUUGUGAAGAAGAAACAAAAAGCAAUGGCUUCACAAACCAAACUCAAGAAACCUAAUUCUCAUUUUAGCCUUUGUACUUUCCUCUUCUUCACCGUCCUCUUUACCAUCCCGGCUCUCUUCCUCCUCCGCACCUCCUCCUCUUGCUCCUCCUCUACCGGCGCAGUCUCCUCCUCCUAUGAUACAUACCAGCCACCGUGGUCUGGCGACCUUCAAACCGCCCAGUUUGCCUGGAACCGCCUUGCUUUCUCCUUAACCAACCCUCCUCCCAAAUCCCUAAAACUCGCUGUUUUCUCCCGGAAAUGGCCUACCGGCCCCAAUCCGGGCGGCAUGGAACGCCAUGCCUUCACUCUCUACACUGCUUUAGCCCGCCGUGGACACCGUGUCCACGUUUUCACCUCUCCUUUAGACCAUUCCCCUGAAACCAACAUAAUCACUCCGGUUUCUGACCAAAUCUUAUACCCUAUCAUCCAUUCUCACGGGGACGCUGAGCCUGGAAAAUGGCGGUACAAUAAAGCAUGGGAGCUUUACCAAGAAGAAAACAAGAAAGAGCCUUUUGAUGCGGUUCACUCCGAAAGCGUGGCUUUACCUCACUGGAUCGCCAGGGAAGUUCCAAACCUAGCCGUCUCAUGGCACGGCAUUGCGCUAGAGAGCUUACAAUCAAGCAUUUACCAAGACCUGAUCCGUAAACCAGACGAACCAAGAUCUCAAGGCUUCAAUGCAAGCCUAUACGGUGCCGUGAUUCCCAAGAUACUAGACGAAAUCAGAUUCUUCCACAACUAUGCUCACCACAUCGCUAUCAGUGAUAGCUGCGGAGAAAUGCUAAGAGACGUUUAUCAAAUCCCUGAGAAAAGGGUUCACGUGAUCCUCAACGGAGUUGACGAACACGGAUUCACAUCAGACAAGAAGCAACGUUCUCUGUUUAGGUCAAAAUUAGGGUUAUCGGAAAAUUCAUCGGCGAUUGUUUUAGGAGCCGCCGGGAGAUUAGUCAAAGACAAAGGACAUCCAUUGCUAUUCGAAGCUUUCUCAAAACUACUCGAAACACAUUCUAAUGUUUACCUUGUAGUAGCUGGAUCAGGGCCAUGGGAACAACGUUACAAGGAACUAGGAGAAAAGGUUUCCAUUUUGGGAUCUCUAAACCCAAAUGAGCUCAAGGGUUUCUACAACGGGAUCGAUUUGUUCGUGAAUCCAACGCUUAGACCACAAGGACUUGAUUUGACGUUAAUGGAAUCGAUGUUGAGUGGCAAACCAGUGAUGGCGUCGAGGUACGCAAGCAUAAAGAGGAGCAUAGUGGUGAAUGAUGAGUUUGGGUUUAUGUUUGCGCCAAACGUGGAAGCUUUGACGGCGGUUAUGGAAGUUGCCGUGGCGGAAGGAGCGGAGAGAUUGGCGGAGAGAGGGAGAAAGUGUAAAGAGUAUGCGGCGGAGAUGUUUACGGCGAGUAAGAUGGCUUUGGCUUACGAGAGGCUUUUUCUUUGUAUUAACGAUCAGAGAUUUUGUAUCUACCCUUAAUUAGUAAUUCAUACUCCAGUAUAUUUAUUUUAUCAACCGUAUAAAUUAUAGUUUUGGUUGCAUUA